AAACACUGAAUUAAUAAAAUUAUACUAAUGCAGCAGGUGCCCAAAAUAUAAUAAGCAGACAGGUGGUUAUCUACCUUGUUUGGUUGAUACCUUGCUAUUAACAAUUAGCAUAAACAUUGUCAGAAAUGAUUAAAUUGUAAAAAGUCUCAACUGAGCUGGCAUCUUUCUUGCCACCAUACACUUACUAUAAGUAUAUAUUAGAAAGGGAAUAUACUAUUAGAAAGGGAGUACUGCCAUAUCCUUAGCACCAUCCCAUAGGUGCCAUUUUAGAUAUGAAAUUUAGCUUAGAGUCUAUUCGGAAAGAGAAGAAUAGUGAAACAUAUAAAAAAUAACUACAAAUGUAUUUUACAUGACUGAAACCAUUUUUUUAUUUUUUGUUACAAUUUAAAUUCUUUAAGUAAUAUUUUACAGGCGUUUAGAAAUUUACAACAUGAACUGGUCCAUGGAUGAGGGCCUAGACAACAUGAUCAUCAGUGGAGCCCUGUACGGAGUGCCUAUUGCUGUGGUGCGGGACCGGAUGCAGUUUGGCAGGAUUGCAACCACUGCCAAACCUGUCAUAACAAUUUACAACUGUGUAGGGAAUGUUAUAUCAAAGAUUUUGUGGAACAGCGGAGUCCUGGUCCACAUGGGCUGGUCGGACGGGGAGCAGCUGCUGUGUGUGCAGGAGAGCGGAGAUGUGCUCGUUUAUGACAUGUUUGGCGCCUACCAGAAGACAUUCAAUAUGGGGCAAGAAAUUAGGGACACUAAGGUCAGCAAAGCACAGCUGUUCCCAAAUAGGACUGGCUCUAACACCAACCGCUGAGCAACAUCUCCGAGCCCAAAGUCAGGCCCGUACCAGAUCUGCCACAUGACGACACAGAGACUGUAAGGAACGUUUGUCUUAUGCUUCUGGCAUAUGUCAGAAACGUAUCGCCGGCUCGAAAACGGAAAGGCGCAGUGGCUCUGAAGUUUUCUCGCGCGGAAAUAUGCGACGGAUUUUUCAAACAAGUGUCAUCAGAAGCACAUGUCAUUAGCUACAUAAUCGAGAAGAGAGAACAAUACAUGAAAUAGAAGUGGACUAUGCAGCCAUUUGUUAUUUUACUAUUUUUUGUUACUAUUCGUACACUCAGUAUUUUUUUGUAUUUGUCUAUUAUUCUUUUGGAACAUAUGU
This is a messenger RNA of Cydia splendana, 1150 nucleotides long. RefSeq names its product vacuolar protein sorting-associated protein 16 homolog. The coding region runs from base 431 to 802 and encodes 123 amino acids. NCBI's taxonomy places the organism in Eukaryota, Metazoa, Arthropoda, Insecta, Lepidoptera, Tortricidae. Gene Ontology annotation, cellular component: cytoplasm; lysosomal membrane; HOPS complex. The transcript is spliced from 4 exons. Gene Ontology annotation, biological process: intracellular protein transport; endosomal transport; vacuole fusion, non-autophagic. The record is from RefSeq and is a predicted model, not a curated record. Gene Ontology annotation, molecular function: actin binding.